Racocetra fulgida is the source of this 325-nucleotide messenger RNA. The record is from the annotation of a GenBank genome assembly. Lineage: Eukaryota; Fungi; Glomeromycota; Glomeromycetes; Diversisporales; Gigasporaceae.
AUGUACAAUAAAGAUCAACAUGAUCAGCGCUUAAGAUAUCUGAUUGCGACCGAACAAGAUAUGGCUGCACCGGCGGAACAUCCGACAAAUACUACCUUUUUCGUACCAUACCCCAAUUGUACCAGCAAUUGGACUGCAAAUUCCACUGCAGCAGACAUUUCCAUGUAUACUGAUUUCCCAGAAAAUGGUGAAGGCAAAGGAUCACGGGUUUGUGAGGUUCGUAUGGGAGUGGUUGUUGAUUUUGAAGCAGGAUUUGAUGAUGUUGAGGGAUUGCUAUCUUAUAAUAUGCUUGGAUAUUAUCGACUUCUACAAAAUGACCCUCAGG